This is a messenger RNA of Cutaneotrichosporon cavernicola, 798 nucleotides long. RefSeq lists its product as uncharacterized. NCBI's taxonomy places the organism in Eukaryota, Fungi, Basidiomycota, Tremellomycetes, Trichosporonales, Trichosporonaceae. The record is from RefSeq and is a predicted model, not a curated record. Gene Ontology annotation, molecular function: zinc ion binding; carbonate dehydratase activity. Gene Ontology annotation, biological process: cellular response to carbon dioxide; cellular response to oxidative stress. The transcript is spliced from 3 exons. Bases 1 to 798 code for a protein of 265 amino acids.
AUGAACAACGGAACCAACGUCACUGUCCCCGAGGCCCCGGCCCCGGUGGUCAACACCACCUAUGGCCCAGCUGCCUUCCCCGACCUCGAGCCGUUCUUCGCUGGCAACCACGAGUUCGCGGCCGACCGCAACGCCACCGACAAAAACUACUUCCCCAAGAUGGCCGAGGGCCAGGCGCCUCCUCUUGUCUGGGUUGGCUGCGCCGACUCUCGCGUCCCAGAGUCGGUCGUCCUCCACCAGGAGCCAGGGCAGGUCUUCACCACUCGUAACAUUGCCAACCAGGUGCCGGAAGAUGACUGGGCUUCCAACGCCGUCAUCGACUACGGUGUCGGCCACCUCAACUCGACCCACGUUGCGAUUGUUGGCCACACCCACUGCGGUGGUGUCAAGGCUGCCUUUGACUCUAACAAGCCGAACGCUACUACUGGGCAAGGCAAGCACCACCGCUGCAAGGGCAAGGGCAAGGGCAAGGGCAGGGGCAUGGGCAAGGGUCACGGAAAGCAUGGCGAUGACAAUGAUGACGAUGACGAUGAUGAUGAUGAGAAUGAGGAGGAUUACGCUCUGAUGCAGUUCCUCGAGCCACUCAUUCAUCUUCGUCACAGCCUUCCCUCGAAUGCUACCAUCAUGGACCUCACCCUGGAGAACGUCAAGCUCAACGUUGCGACUGUCGUCAACAGCACUGCCAUUCAGUCUGCCUGGGCUGUGGGCAAGAAAGUGUGCGUUCACGGUUGGCUGUACGACAUUGGGACUGGCUUGCUCUCCGACAUUGGGGUAAGCAAGUGCGGCCCGACUGCUUAG